This is a messenger RNA of Solanum dulcamara, 531 nucleotides long. RefSeq lists its product as uncharacterized. The record is from RefSeq and is a predicted model, not a curated record. The transcript has 2 exons. NCBI's taxonomy places the organism in Eukaryota, Viridiplantae, Streptophyta, Magnoliopsida, Solanales, Solanaceae. Bases 1 to 531 code for a protein of 176 amino acids.
AUGUCUGAUCAAAAGCCUUUGCUUAGCUUGAAGAAGACCUUCUUUUACAAAUUUUUUCCAUCAAAAGAUGAAGAAGAAGCGUGCAAAGUUAACAACACUCCACAUGUAGUGACUCGAGAGCUAAUUGAGAUAAGGGACUUAUACCCUCCCCCAAAGAUCGAUCUGGAAAACCCAUGGCAGAUCAAGAAAAAGAUUACCCAUGACGAGGUCGAUGUAGGAAAGCUGGUGAUUCCAUUUUUCGAGACGUUUGAGUACAUUCUUCGAUACUGGAAGUUGGACUUGGCCAAUAGUUUGGAGAGCAGGUGCGGGAUGCCUGUUAACGUGUGGGAUGCAACUGAGGAGAAUACUCCCAAGAAGUAUGAAGGUGGAGGUGUUUGCUUAAGGAAGUUGUACAAUGAUGAAUUUUCUCUUUCAUGCAUCGAAUUGUUCAAAGAUCAUGGAUUAGGCAUUGGUGAUGAAAUUGGGCUUUAUUGGGAUCCUAGAUCUUCAAGUUUAAUGUUCAAAUUACUUUCUCAGGUUGGACCUCAAUGA